This is a messenger RNA of Pestalotiopsis fici W106-1, 1614 nucleotides long. RefSeq lists its product as uncharacterized. Gene Ontology annotation, molecular function: tRNA-intron lyase activity; nucleic acid binding. The record is from RefSeq and is a predicted model, not a curated record. The coding region runs from base 1 to 1614 and encodes 537 amino acids. The transcript has a single exon. Lineage: Eukaryota; Fungi; Ascomycota; Sordariomycetes; Amphisphaeriales; Sporocadaceae. Gene Ontology annotation, biological process: tRNA-type intron splice site recognition and cleavage; tRNA splicing, via endonucleolytic cleavage and ligation. Gene Ontology annotation, cellular component: tRNA-intron endonuclease complex.
AUGGCUGACGCGAAAAUAUCUACUACACAAAAUGGGGCCUUGACACCACCCGUAACAGCAUCUGCUGACCAGAUGCCGCCUGCAGCAAACGCUGCCAAGGCACCUGCUGUCCCUCGAGGCCCUCCCCUCUGGAAGGUUCAUGAGCUACCUGCUCCCAUCCGCACCUUUCCUCUGCCCUCGUUCUAUCCAAGUAACCCGCUGUCGUUUCUCCACGUCGCGUAUGCUUGGAUUCGACAGGUCCUCUCGCCACCCCGAGAACCUGCCGCGGUGUACGAGGGUGUGUGGUCGCCGGCUCACAGAUCAGUGCUGAUCAGGGAUCCAAAGUCUAUCCGGGCACUGUGGGAGCAGGGCUUUUAUGGCAAAGGACAUUUGAGUCGCAGUGAGCCAAACUGGCUCAGGCGAGAGCAAGCCCGAAAAGGUGCUCACAGUGACCAUGUCGCUGAAGUCUUCACGAACAAGAGACGUGAGGAGCGAAUUCAGAUGAAGUGGGAGCGUGCGCGGAAAGAGCAAGGUGCGAUUCUUAGGACGCGGUACGAGGAAGCUCGUAUUGCACCUGUUGAAGUUGCUGGACUGCUGGCUCUUCCCAACUCUCAGCGCGAACUAAACGUGCUGAUCUAUGGUGUUGAUGAGUCCAUUCUCAGUGAUUCCAUACGUGUCGUCACUUCAAGCGAUGUUGACCCUGCCAUUGCCAUUGACCAGAAGACCCCGUUUGCUCCACGACAAAACGGUGAUGUCCAGCGACCCACAACGCCACAGGAAAAGGACAAGCUUGUUCUUGACCUCCAAGAUAUCAGCAGUGACCGCCAAGCAUCUAUCAAGCGCAGAAAAAGUGUGCGCUUCUCGCCAAAAGUAGAAUCCACCACGUUCCAACUAUCAGAUCCACCGAGUCCAAGUCAGACGAUACUCGGCAAUGGCAAUGGUAAAAUGCCUGAUGGUAUCUUGUCCAGUCGAUCAGCAGUAUCUCAGGAUUCUAGUCAAGCCCCAACCCAGGAACAUGCCAUCUUGCAGAUGAUCAACAGCCAUAUUGCAGUUGCAUCGGAGCCUAAAGAGCUAGUUGAUAAGGAGCAUCUCCAGCUGACCCUCGAGGAAGCAAUGUGGCUCAGUUUUGGUAUGGGUGUGUUGGACGUCAAAGACGAGGAGUCUGGUGAAUCCAUUUCUGUCGACUCUCUGUUCCAAAUCGGUAGAGAGUUCUCUCAUUGCCCUCCACAAUCAUCGCAUCUGCAGCCAGACGACCCAUUCCUGGUUCAUUACGCUGUGUACCACCACUUCCGUUCUCUUGGCUGGGUCACUCGUCCAGGCAUCAAAUUCGGCUGCGACUGGUUACUGUACCAUCGUGGCCCGGCCUUUAGCCAUGCCGAAUUCGCCGUUAUUGUGCUACCGUCCUACUCGGGUUCCUACUGGCGCAAACAGGGCCGUGACACAACCGACAAAUCGUGGCAUUGGCUUCACAUGGUGAACCGUGUUCAGAGUACCGCCUUGAAGACAUUGGUCCUUGUCUAUGUUGACAUUCCUGCACCAGCGGAAGAGAAGCUUGACAUACCCUCGCUGUUGAAACAAUACAAGAUCCGAGAGGUAAUGAUAAGGCGUUGGCUGAUCAAUCGUAACAGAGAUUGA